CGAAAAACUGGCAUAUCUUUUGUCAGCAACAAUGUAAGGCAUAAACCUCAAUACAUUAAAACUUUUUCGAUAGUGCCAUCCCUGGCAAAAACAAAUUCUCCAAACAUUUUUAAUACUGCCAAAAGGUUUAGGGGUACCGAAAAUUGGGAUGUAGCGGCUGAAGCAAAAUGGUCGAACAGGGAAUGCUACUUGCAUGGAAAAGUUUGACCUAUAUCAGGCUGUUGUAAUCAUUUCUUGCUAGUAAACAUUCAUUUGCGAUAAAAUUCGAUGGUGUUUUGAUUGUAGAUGCCCCAUGCAGAAACGCAUAACACUGAAAUUCUCUAUGCGUUUCUGCAUGGGCCUAAGGGAGACUACCAACAAGGAUAAAAAUUCAAAAAUGCUACUUGCAUGGAAAAGUUUGACCUAUAUCAGGUUGUUCCAAUCAUUUCUUGCUAGUAAACAUUCAUUUGCGAUGAGAUUCGAUAGUGUUUUGAUUUUAGAUGCCCCAUGCAGAAACGCAUAACACUGAAAUUCUCUAUGCGUUUCUGCAUGGGUCUAAGACAAACUACAAAAAUGAUAAAAAUUCAAAAAUGCUACUUUCAUGGAAGUGUUUGACCAAGAUCAAGCUCUCACAAUCGUUUCUUGUUAGUUAACAUGCUUUUACGAUGAUAUUCGAUGGUGUUUUGAUUGUAGAUGCCUCAGACUGAAACGCAUAGCACUAAAGUUCUCCAUGCGUUUCUGCCUAGGCUAAGCGGAUGGUAGUUGUUCAUCUUAUCAAUUGCUUGAUUGUAAUUUCGUCUUCUGAGUUUAUCGCGUGGCGAGGUUUUUAUAUUUAAGUAUUUGAUAUUUUGUUAAUAUAUAGAACUUCGAUUUGUUUUUGUAUUGUUUAUAUUGCAUGUUUGCAUUGUGUAUCCCACAGCUAGGCCCUCCAUGUCCGCCAUUACAACGCUGCAUUACAGGCACUGCAACCAGAAUUUUAUAUGAAUCUCUCUGGUUAUUACAAUUGGCCAUUUUCAAGCCAACAUUGGAAACAAAGUGGUAGAAAAGUGACAUUUGUUUAGCAGAAAUUGACGGAGAACCGCAUAUUAUACUACACAUUCUCUAGAAUUAUUGUCAUUUUGACACAUCUUAAGCUGUUUUUAGACCCAUAUUAUGCAAAACGCGAAUCUGGGGAUGAAUGUGGCGAUAGAAAAUACGCAUGCCUAGCCCUAGGCCUGCUUAAAACGUCAAGAAAAAAUUGGCAAGAAAAAGUUUUUUAUCGAGUGGAAAUUGAAAGGAAACUCGGAAAAUAACAUAUUUUUAUACUAAUCAUUGUCAUAUCGACACAUUUCGAGCAGUACAAGCAAGUUUUCGAAUAUGGGGAUGAAUGUGGUGCUGAAUGAUACCUGGUCCCUGCCUCUUAGGCUCUACAUAAUUUCAAAUUUUACCCAUCCCCUGCCAUUUCAAGAUAAUAUUUUCUGUCCACUACGACAGGUACCACAGCUACCUCCUAUUCCUCGUGAUAACCCUCCCCGUCCCCUCUGGGCUAUUUCGAGAGUGGUUUUGCCAAUUUUGUAUGUCGCAGACCGUUCUCUUCGUGAGAACGAGACAUUUUCAACAGGAUUACUUAUAAACAAGAUGGCGAACAGUGGAAAGGGUUCCGUUUCAAAAUUAGAUUACUUGAAAAAGUACUUGUCCAAAGAUAAAAAGUCAGCCAAGACAACGAAAAGAUUAAAGAAGUCAAAAGAUUCGAAGAAUCUCAAGAUAAUUGAUACUGAGGUGAAGUUUACUGAUACCAGAAAAACCAACGAUUCGUCCUGUGAUGAAUUUGAUUUAGAGGAGGAAAAGCCACAAAUCUACGUUGAAGGAAACACUCUUCUCUCAGAAUACAGCGAAAAAAAUCAUGCCGAUCAGCAGAAUAAAUGGGCGCCAGUAUCCGGGGAUGGUUUGAAGAAAAGUGACAAUUACGACAGAGCUGAAGAAAUUUCAACAGAUAGGCCUGUUCGCAAUUACGAGUAUGAAGACGAUUUCAUAGCAGAAAGAAGGAGACAUGACUCUCCAGACUUAUCACCAAGGAGACCCAGGCUGAAAAACAGCUCACCUGAUUUAUCGCCUAUGCGACACCAGCAUCGGAAAGGCUCUGUAGAUCUUUCACCGAGAAGAGUUAGAGUAAGUGGCAGACAUGACUCACCAGACAUACAACCAAAGAAGAAAAACGAUGACUCGAUCUCGCUAGAUCUUUCACCGCAGAGAAAAAGAAGUAGAAAACACUCGUCAUCUUCACUCAAGAAUGACAGUUCAUCUGAUCUAUCUCCCAAAAGACAAGAGUAUAGAUACAAAUCCUCAAAAGAAAUAGAACAACUAGAUUCAGCUUCAGAUCUGGCAGUUUCGCAAGAUCUUUCUCUAAGGAGAAAGAAUAAUCACUUGAGCUUGUUAAAGAAACACAGUCAUGCCGAAGUAAGGAGUCAAGAGCAAAGCAUUUCACCAGACUUAUCACCAAAAAGGAAUGAAGCGAUUGAUAAUUUAAAUGAUAAAAAAUUCAACAGGUUGAAGAACAGACAUGAAACAUCACCAGAAGUGGUUCUUCAAGGAAAGAAAGCUGGUUUACAAUCUGCCAAAUCAUUGCACGAAGAGAAUAUGCAGAGAAAAGCAUUAGAAGAUAAACAUUUUACAUCAAUGGAAAAGUCAGUGUCAGGAAAGGGGGCCACUACAAUAUAUAGGAGCAAAUCUGGAAAGAAAAUAGACUUAGAUGAGGAGAGAAGAAAGAAGGAUGAAAGGGAGAAACAGAAAGCAGUGGAGCAAGUCAAAUAUGAUGCAUGGAAGAAGGGUUUGAAGCAACAAGAAAAUUAUGAUAAAAAAUUGACAGAGGAUAUGUAUGAAAUGAGCAAGCCUUUGGCAAGAUAUCAAGAUGAUGAAGACCUUGAUGAGGCUUUGAAGUUACAAGAGAGAGAUGAGGACCCAAUGUUGGCUUUCAUUAGGAAAACAAAAAUUAAAUCAAAAGAGAAAAAGAAAGAAAAACCGCGCUAUAAAGGACCAAAUCCUCCUCCAAAUCGAUUUAAUUUGUGGCCUGGUUAUCGCUGGGAUGGGGUUGACAGAUCAAAUGGUUUUGAAAAAAAGAGAUUUGCCACAUUGUCAGAGCGUCAGUCACUGUCUAAUGAAGCCUACAAAUGGAGUGUGGAGGAUAUGUGAGAAUUGUUACUAUGAGGAUAUAUGUUUUGGUGACCCUCAUAUCUCGAUUUGUAGCAAGAUGUUUUGGCAAAACUCAGAAUUUACUAAAAGGUAAUACUUGGCAGUGUAUGGCAAAGGAAUAAACUAGAACAAAUGCCAAUUUCUUACACAAGGUACUUGAUAGAGGCAUACAGAUGUGAACUGGUUGGAGAAAAAACUCGCUGUGAUGCAAAAAAUGCUCCAAACUCCAAAAUGAUGCAAAAAUUGUGUACUUAAACUGAAAAAUUAGACAUAAUGUUUCAUCUAUGACAAUUGACCAUAUACAGUUUUAUUUGAAAUGAAAGCUCUAAAGAACUUAGCUAAACCCUUUUCAAGUGAUAGUUAGUUAUAGGAUGAUAAAACUUAUAACUCUUUGCGGUAGAAAGCAAACUUUAACCUCUUUGACACAUUUCUUUGGAAUGUUCUUUUUGUUAGCAGAACCUGCUGCUGGGAUAAUAGCCUCUUUUUCUGGUCAGAUCAGAAAGGUUCCUACUUGUCUUGAUGUAAAUAUAUUUUUACUAAUAUAUAUUUGAAAAGAUAAAUUUGUUUGGUUGGGGCCUUGUUAAAGCUUCAACACAGCCAAUAAGUUGUUGCAUUUUGAAAUAAUUGAUGAUAAGUUGAAAACAUACUGGCAGUAAUAAACCUAUAGACAUGAUUUGUAUUCCUUUGGAGUUAACAUGAAAUCCAGAGUCACUAAACAUGAACUUACUAUAAACUCCAGUUUAUUGAGAGGUGGCACACGGAAAUAAUGUUCAAUGUGAUGACAUUCACAACUUUUUUCAAAGAAUGUACCAAAUUCCUGACAGAAAAACAAAUCAAAUCCACAAAUCUCUUUUGGGUGGUAGGAAUGCAAUCUUUUUUUGAAUGGAAGAAAAUUAUCUCCUUACACUGUAAACAAUAUGUAGAUGGGCAGCAGUCUGUUACGUUUUAUGAUGGUUUUAUUCAAAACUAAAUGGGUUUCUAAUUUAAAAAUUUGUCCCUAGAAGCAGCUUACUAAAAUCAUGUUGGUAGAGGGCUUAAGCCUCAAGACCUUGUGGUAAUGUUUUAAAUUUGCAUCAAACUGUCCUGUUCAGUUCUAGGUAUUUAUUUGUGGUUACUGAAACAGAUUUCUAGAGGUAUAAGUUUGGCAAUACUGUUUGAAAAAUAAAUUUAUAAUAGACAGCCUACAGCUAUGACUUAAGAUAAAUUAAUCACUGAUCUUCUCCAAGAAAUAGUAUAACAGUUUUUCGAAAAAAAAUUAAAUCAAUUGCCCAUAUCAAUGAACAUUUGAAGGGUAGUUUUCAUCAACAUAUUUCAACUUAUUUCAUCACAAUUCACAGUCUACGAUCAAUUAAGACUAUUUCUGUUAUAUGGAAACCGAACAAAUUUUAUGAAAACCACCUAGCGUAAAAAAUCCUAAUAGAAUAUAAUUUGAUGUAAUUCAUCGGAAGAAACCAAAAAAAUUUGUUAAGAUGAAAUAUGUUGUUGGUUUUCAUAUACAAUGAAAAUUGUGGACCCUAAAUUGCGAUGAAAUGUAUCAAACGAAAUUGCUAGAGCGGAAACUCCAAAAACGUUUUUUUUCUUUAUUUAAAGUUGGUACAGUUUCUAGCUAUGCAUACAAGCUAAUUAAAACCAACUA
Molecule: messenger RNA, 4783 nt
Organism: Rhopilema esculentum
Lineage: Eukaryota; Metazoa; Cnidaria; Scyphozoa; Rhizostomeae; Rhizostomatidae
Biological process (GO): mRNA splicing, via spliceosome
Cellular component (GO): U2-type spliceosomal complex; RES complex
Molecular function (GO): RNA binding
Source: RefSeq, a predicted model, not a curated record